Molecule: messenger RNA, 1056 nt
Organism: Fusarium sp. VM40
Lineage: Eukaryota; Fungi; Ascomycota; Sordariomycetes; Hypocreales; Nectriaceae
Source: the annotation of a GenBank genome assembly
AUGAAGCUUCUUUCAGUCUUCACCACAUUUGUUCUCACUCUGGCCACUGGCACUUCAGCUAAGCCAACUCCCUCCUUUGGGGUGAGCAACAACUCUACCGAUGCAGCAGCUGGUUAUGUCUUUGCUUACUUCGUCGGAGAUAACAACGAUGGAGAAAGCAUAUUCUUGGCUGCCAGCAACGGCAACAAUGCUCUUUCUUGGAAGGAGUUGAACGACGGCAAGCCGAUCCUCAAGUCCACCAAGGGCACAAAAGGACUCCGCGAUCCCUUCUUGAUGCGAUCCCAUGACGGAGACAAGUUCUUCCUUAUUGCCACAGAUCUAAAGAUCAACGAUAUUGGCUGGGAAAAGGCCCUACGAGUCGGCAGUCUGUAUCUCGAAAUCUGGGAGAGUACCGAUCUGGUCAACUGGUCUGAGCAGCGACAUACUCUUGUCUCCCUCCCCACCGCUGGCAUGACCUGGGCGCCUGAGGCGUACUACGAUGAGUCCAUUGGCAAAUACGUCGUGUACUGGGCUUCUCGUAUAUAUUCCGAGGACGACCCAGACCAUGAGAUUGAGACGUACGCCAAGAUCCUGUAUUCUACAACCAGCGACUUCAAGACCUUCAGCGAACCUGUGGUCUGGCAAGGCUCCAACGACCGAAUUGACACGACUGUGAUCAAGGAUGGCGAUACAUACCACCGCUUCACAAAAGACUUUGGCGGAGUGUCAGGCAAGGAAUGCAUUGACAUCAUUCAAGAGAGCUCGCCUCACCUACGAGAUGGCCAAGAUGGAUGGACGCACGUUGCAAGCUGCAUCGGCACAAAGGCUGGGCUCGACGUAGUGGAGGGCCCCAGCAUUUUCAAGUCGAAUAUUGACGAUGUUCACGGUCAGAAGUUUUAUCUGUUUGUUGAUGAAUUUGCUGGACGUGGAUAUAUACCGCUUGAGACAGAUGACAUCGCAAACCCGGACUGGAAGGUUUCUGAGAACUAUAGCUUGCCAACCAGUCCCCGUCAUGGGAGCGUUGUGCCGGUGACCAAGAAGGAACUCGAGGGUGUACUGGCAGCGUAUUCUACAUGA